Molecule: messenger RNA, 489 nt
Organism: Lactuca saligna
Lineage: Eukaryota; Viridiplantae; Streptophyta; Magnoliopsida; Asterales; Asteraceae
Source: the annotation of a GenBank genome assembly
AUGAAUGGAAGUAAUUUGUUGUCUACAACUGAUUACACCCCACCUUUACCUCAUGUUCGUAGAGCUAUGCCUAGGAGACCUGCAACUAAAAGGAAAAGGGAUGCAACAGAAACCCUAAACCAGUCAAGUAGAAAAUCAAAGACAACUACCCAAACACCCAACAAAGGUAAGGAGCCGGUGAAGGUAUCCAAGGCUGUCAAUGAUGGAGGAGCAGUAAAUGAUGGUGCAGAAGCAGUCAAUGAGGUGCAUGUGCAACAAGACUAUGAUGAGGUGGAACUCACUCCUUUGGAGUUUGAUGCAUCAGCUAAUGGAGAACCUAGUCAGGUUCAUGUGCAAGAACAAGAGGCUAGAGAAACACCACUUGCAACCUUCUUGAAGAAAAUCAAGAGGAAGAAAUCUGAAAGGAUUAUCAAGUUGAAACUGGGCAAGAAAGUUGGUGGAAAUGAUGCACUUGGGAAUUUAGAAGCUAAACUUGUUACUCUAGAAUAA